AUUAUUAAAGAUCAGGGUCAAAAGCACUACACAGCUGAUUCAAACUCAUCAAGCUUUGAUUAUUUGAAUCAACGUUUCACACAUUUUGGCAGACAAGAAUUCCAUUUAUAUCUUCUAAUCUCUGAAAAAUAUAAUUUCCCCCCCAAAAUGUAAUGAUAAACUAGUAGCGCUACAUAUUCCUGAUUCAAACUACAAUGACGAUUCCGCUUGACUUUUCCCAUUCAAACUCAAAUUGUAGAACUGACUCUGAAGAUACUGGAUAAUUGCGUGUGUCAAAUGCCCUGUAGUCUGUCCCUUUAAAUGCUCCCAAAUCUUUAGCUCGGCAAUUAGUAGUUCUGUCAUCCUCAGGGACGGACACAAUGUUACUGGUAGAGAGCAUGUCUGGGUGCUCCACUAUUCCGUGCUAAACUUAGCCCUGGCAAUACCUCCUCUCAUCACACUAAGGUGCUUUUGGGUUACAAUGGAACCGGUGAAUGGUGUAGAGUUACCACCAAUGGCGCUGGAUUGCGAUAGGAACACUGGUCGAACAAGGUGUGCUUGGAGAAAUACCAGACUCCACUGACUUUAUUCACUCCACUCUGUCAUUUUUAGAUAGAAAUUCUUAGCUUCUGGAGCUCUUUUCUCUUUUUCAUUCUGUUACUCUACAUAUCACCUUGGCGUUCUUCUGUGUCACCAUGGGCAACUAUAGCUCUGCCCUCACCGCGGACAUUGAAGAUUUUGAUGCUGUCGUUUCGGUCACUGAGACGCUAAAUCAAUUGGCAGCACACGUGGAAGACGAAAGGUUUCAGUCACAUAUUCUGUCAUUGGCUGCUCAGUCUAACCCUGACUUACAGGAAGACGUACAGGUGGCCCCUACACAGGAGGGAGAGGCGAAAGAGGAGCUGGACCUCUCCUCUCUCAUAUCACACAUCAGCACCCAGACAGCACCUAUAAACACCCCUGUUUUACCUGUGACUGAAAAGAAGCCUCACCGCCCUCCAAGGCACACAAGGCUCUCCUCUUCAUCAUCCACUGUUGCCAGUGUUCCCCACCCCUUCUCCACCCUCCUCCCUGGGGCUCUCUCUGCUAUCCUGCGUGUGACCCUGCCCCCUCACCUCACCUCUAACCCCAAGCCCAGGAGGGAGCCAAGUGCCCAGGGCCCACUGACCCUAGAACAGCUGCAGACAGAGCUCCGGGACCUGAGGGACGAGGUAGAAAUUAUGAAGAGCCAGCACAACAAAGAGAUUCAACUGCUGAUGAAUGAGCUGGAUGAGGAGAAAAGGAUUCGUUUGUCAAUACAGGUACUGUGUGUCUGUCAGCAGACCUCUACAUAUGAUCCAAGUACUGAAUAUAUCACUCUAUUGGAGAUAUACCUAACAGAGAUGUUUACCGACACUAUUAGGGGAAAAUGGGGUUCUUCGUCUGUUGCCAUAACUCUUUCUGGGUUCCAUGUAGAAAUCUGUGGAAAGGGUUCUACCUGGAACCAAAAGUAGUUUUUCAAAGGGGUCUCCUAUGGGGACAGCCAAAGAACCAUUUUAGGUUCUAGAUAGCACCUAAUACAAUGUGUAGGCAUUGUAUUCUAGAUGCAUUUGAUGACCAACCUUUCCUGACUUAAGACGAGCUCUGUUUAUUACAGUCUAGAUUGAUGUAGAUGGUUGUAAUGAUUUAUCAUUAUGCUGUGCUUGCUUGCUGUUGUCCAAUUGAUGUUA
This is a messenger RNA of Oncorhynchus masou masou (cherry salmon), 1688 nucleotides long. Its product is annotated as SH3 domain-containing kinase-binding protein 1. The coding region runs from base 675 to 1472 and encodes 265 amino acids. The record is from RefSeq and is a predicted model, not a curated record. NCBI's taxonomy places the organism in Eukaryota, Metazoa, Chordata, Actinopteri, Salmoniformes, Salmonidae. The transcript has 6 exons.